UGCUGGAGACUCCACCACUCUGCUGACAUGCUGUUAAUGUUUAGCCGCUGGUUAAUCCUGACGGAUCAGAGAGGUGGAGGUAGAAGAGUUGGCUGUUUUCCUCCAGCUGGAGUAUGAAGGAAUGAAUUGUUUGAAACGCUGCAUCUAGGUAACUUGUGCAGAGUGAGUAAACUGACUGAAGACAGGUUACAGCUUCAUAUCCUCUCCGAGUGAGAAUCCUAUGAUGGCUCCGGAGCUGCUGACUGUCAUUGUGGCUUCAGUGUCUUGUAUAGCGUUCUGUUUGGUGAUCUUUGUGCUGGUGGUGGUGUUCUACAGGAAAGAACCUCUCUGCUGCAGAUUCAGACCUCACAGGACAGAACACUACACGGAUGAUUCACCUCAUUACCACAGCAGACACUCUUUGAUUGGCGUUGCCCGUAAUGAGCACAGUGCUGCCAUGAACCAGGGAGCUGUUGGACCACAGCUUCCUGGAAGACUGUUUAUAAUUGGAAAGCCAAAUGACUACCACCUGAGUGAGGCUCUGCCGAGGCUGCCGUCCUAUGAGAGCGUUCGUAAGAAGGACCGGCAGAGGCAGAUCCACUCUCUGAUUUCACAGCGCUUCGGCCUCAGUGGCUACAACGAAGAGCCUCCACCAACAUAUGAAGAAACUGUUCGCCACUCCCUUGAAAUUUCACCCGUACAUCUUCACUCUCUGGAUGUCCGCCUGUCAGUCCACUCCCAUGAUCACUCCUCAUACCUCAGUGAAGACACACACAUCAACCCCCGUCAACCAUCCUCAGCACUCCAGGGUGCAUCUUCUUCCUACUGCCCGGCAGAGAGCUCCAGGUUUCUGUCUAUCUGAUGGUCCAAGAAUUUGCAGCCAAGCCACAGCAUGAGAAAGAACGCCAAGAAACUGACGUGAUCAGGGACAAGAAAAGGGCUCCGGGAAGGGAACGCCUGUGCUUUGAGGCAGAGCUGUUGAUAGAUCUAUGUGAUUGUGCUUGGAGGUAUUCUCAUGAUAAUGACUCUGAUGCAGUCUGAAUAACAUGUCUCUGCAUUGUUCUUGCAAUUACUGGCAAGUUUUUCAUUUUGUUUUUGAGAAUCUUGUAAUGGGUUUAAAGGUUUCACAAAUAUGAUUCCUUGAUCAAAAUAUUUUUGUACUGAGGCCAAUAUCAAUUAAAUACCAGUGAAAUCCUGAA
This is a messenger RNA of Larimichthys crocea (large yellow croaker), 1178 nucleotides long. RefSeq lists its product as hypothetical. Lineage: Eukaryota; Metazoa; Chordata; Actinopteri; Sciaenidae. The transcript has 5 exons. The record is from RefSeq and is a predicted model, not a curated record. Bases 221 to 841 code for a protein of 206 amino acids.